Molecule: messenger RNA, 1788 nt
Organism: Zalophus californianus (California sea lion)
Lineage: Eukaryota; Metazoa; Chordata; Mammalia; Carnivora; Otariidae
Product: skin secretory protein xP2-like
Exons: 8
Coding region: 1-1788 (595 amino acids)
Source: RefSeq, a predicted model, not a curated record
AUGCCUCUGGGCAGCGGCCUCUAUGACAACGGCCAGCAGCAACUCGAAGAGGCUCAAAGUCAGCGCCGGGACCCUAACUCUGGGAGGAAGCUGCCCCCGCGCCACUCCGAGCUGGGCCCAGGCCUGGUCUCGCCCCCCGCCCCGGCAGCGGCGCCGGCCCCCAGCUCGAGUCCCAAGGGGCCCGCAGCCAGGGCGGGCGGGCUCCGGGAAAGUGGCGCCGGGGCGCACGGCGGGCCCGGGACGCCGCCGCGCACCUUCCCCUCCGCGUCCUCCCUCGUUCCCCCCUCCGAAAGAUGGCGGGCAGAGGAAAGGGGGAAAAAAAUCCCUUCCGCGAGGGAGGGCGCGGGAGGCCGGGUUGGCGCGGGGCGCGCGGGCCGUGCCAACUCCGGGCUGCGCGCCCCAGCUGCGGCGACGCCCCCAGCCCGGGGCGCGGGCUGCCAGGAGGGCGCGGGCGAGGGCGAAGGGGAGGGAGCCCGCGUCGCCGCCGCCGCCGCCGCCGCCGCGACCCCGGGCGGCCGCCGCGCUUUGUUGCAUCGUGGCCGCGCACAAAGGCGGCGGCGGCCCGGGCGCCCGGCUCCCGAGACGCGCCGGCGGCCCGCGCAGGACGCACGGGGCCGCGCUCCCCGGCCCGCCCGGCCCGCCGCCGCCCGCGCCCAUAAUAGACGCGCCGGAGCCGAGCAGGGCUCAUGCGCUGCGCCGCGGCGCCUGGCGGGAGUCGUAGUCCGCGGCCGGGCCCGCGCCGGGGCCGCCCAGGGGAGGCCGCGGCGCGCGGACUACAUGUCCCGGCCCCGCCGGCGCCGCGCCCCGCCCCGCGCGCCCCCGCCCGCUGCCCGCCCCGCCGACCCGGCCGCGAGCGGGCCCGGCCCGGGGGGCGCGCGGGGCGGGGCGGGGCGGGGACCCUCGGCGGCCGCCCCCAGCCCGGGCCCGCGCGGCCCGCCCUCCGUCCCUGCCGCCCGCCCUGCCGCGCAGGGAACCUGCGCCUACGGGCGAAUUUCCUGGUGCCCGCGGGAGGCGUGGAAAAGGCAGGAGCGCGGCCAGCACCGGCCCGCCCGCCGCCACUCCCGCCCGGGGACCCCGGAGCCCGGGACAGCAGAGCUGCCUGCACGCGGUGACUGCAAGUACGGACUGUCCCUGACCGGGGCUCUCUGCGAGCGGACAGCCGGGCAUGCGGGAGGGCUGGGGGGCCGGGAGGCGGAGUGCGGGGGGCCGACGCCCCCAACCCUGCGGGCUCAGGGUCCUCGCUUCCGGGAGGGGGCCGGAAUGGGACCCUAUCGGCCGAGGGGCGAGCGCUGCUGCUUCCUGGGGGCGCCGCUGCAGGCCGAGUUCAGGAGUGCCCCUCCGAGAGGCCGGCUUUGUGCGCUCGCCCCGCCCCACCGCAGCCCCGCCCCUUGCGCACGCGCACUGCCAGUGCCCCCCCCCCCCAACGCCGCCUCGUCCAGCUCGGCCCGGCUCCCGCCCAGGCGGCGGCGACGCGACGCCCCGAGCGCCCGCCCCGCCGCCGCGGCCGGCAGGCGCCCCGCGCCCCCACCGCCUCCCUUCCGGGUGCCGGCCCUGCGCCCCCCGUUCGCACCCGGCCCCCGGCGGCGGCCCCCUCCCCGUACUCGGGUCCCGGAGCCCCUCCCCAAACGUACCCCCCGGGGACCCCCAGCGCCCACCCGUGCAGCCACCCCCCAGCUUCUGCUCCCCCAGCGGCCGGGUGACAAGCCCUCAGCCCGGGGACUAAACACCCCCUACCCCGACCUGCUGCUCGCCCUCAGCCCAGGCACCCAGGCCGUGUCUCUGCCCUGA